AUGGCAAAUGUGAAGAAAAUGAUGACUAAUUUUCAGAAAUUGGACAAGUUCGAGAGUGUGGAUUUUCGAAGGUGGCAAAAGAAGAUGCAUUUUCUGCUGACAUCACUCGGUGUGGCUUAUGUUCUCACAUCCCCUAAGCCAUCAAAGGAGGAAAACGAGACAUUGGAGGCUACUAGAAAGAGGAAGAAGUGGAAGAAUGAUGACUACAUAUGCCGUGGUCACAUCCUUAACGGUAUGUCUAAUGAAUUGUUUGAUGUUUAUCAAUUUCAUGAGUCCGUUAAAUUGCUUUGGGAUGAAUUAGAGUCUAAGUAUAUGGCCGAGGAUGCAUCUAGCAAGAAAUUUCUUGUUAGUAAGUUCAAUAAUUUCAAGAUGAUUGAUAGUAGGCCGGUUAUGAAACAAUUUCAUGAAAUCCAAAGAAUUUUAGGGAGUUUUAGGCAACACAAUAUCAAUCUUGAUGAGACCUUUAUUGUUUCUUCUAUAAUUGAUAAACUACCAUCAUCUUGGAAAGAUUUUAAGAAUGCAUUAAAGCAUAAGAAAGAUGAUAUUAACCUUGAGGGCUUGGCUUCUCACAUUCGGAUUGAGGAAGAAAUCCGAGUGCAAGAGGGACAAAAGGAUGUUAAUCCUAGUUCUACCACGGUGAAUGUGGUGGAGGAUUCUAAGUCUUAG
Molecule: messenger RNA, 666 nt
Organism: Chenopodium quinoa (quinoa)
Lineage: Eukaryota; Viridiplantae; Streptophyta; Magnoliopsida; Caryophyllales; Amaranthaceae
Exons: 1
Coding region: 1-666 (221 amino acids)
Source: RefSeq, a predicted model, not a curated record